AUGAAUGUGCAAGCUUGUUCUAGGUGUGGGUAUGGAGUUUAUCCUGCUGAGAAGAUCAGUUGUCUAGAUCAGAUAUGGCAUAAAGCGUGUUUUCACUGUGAAGUUUGCAAGAUGAUGCUAUCGGUUAAUAACUUUGUGAGUCACCAGAAAAAGCCGUACUGUCACGCCCAUAACCCCAAGAACAACACUUUCACAAGUGUCUAUCAUACUCCAUUAAAUCUAAAUAUGAGGAAGACUCCAGAAGCCAUCCAUGGGGUGGACGACCAGGAUGAUAGUGAACGGUUUAAAUCGGUUUUUCACUGGGACAUGAAAUCCAGGGAUGGGGCAGAUGCAGCUAACAGGCAACCCCUGGUGAAUGAGAGAGGCUACUGGACCGGAUAUGGGGAAGGGAGUGGUUGGUGCCCAGGAGCUCUGCCAGAUCCUGAAAUCGUAAGGAUGGUUGAGGCCCGAAAGUCUCUUGGUGAGGAAUAUGCAGAAGACUAUGAGCAACAGAGGGGCAAGGGGAGUUUCCCAGCCAUGAUCACGCCUGCCUAUCAAAGAGCCAAGAAAGCCAACCAGCUGGCCAGCCAAGUGGAAUACAAGAGAGGGCAUGAUGAACGUAUCUCCACGUUCUCCACGGUGGCGGAUACCCCUGAGUUGCUACGGGCCAAGGCAGGGGGACAGCUUCAAAGCGAUGUGAGAUACACAGAAGACUAUGAACAGCAGAGAGGGAAAGGCAGUUUUCCUGCUAUGAUCACCCCUGCUUAUCAGAUAGCCAAGAGAGCCAAUGAGCUGGCGAGUGAUGUGAGGUACCAUCAACAAUAUCAAAGAGAAAUGAAGGGGGUGGCUAGUCCAGCUGCUGGAGUUGCAGGUGCAUCGUCAAGGGAAUGUAUGGACCAGUAUGGCCAGGGUUAUUUGGAGGAAUAUGAGGAGCACAGAGGAAAAGGCAGCUUCCCCGCCAUGAUCACCCCAGCUUAUCAGAACGCCAAGAAAGCCAACGAACUCGCCAGUGAUAUAAAAUACAGGCAGGACUUCACCAAGAUGAAAGGGCCUGCACAUUAUCACUCCCUCCCAGCUCAAGACAACUUGGUUCUCAAGCGGGCACAGAGCGUGAACAAGCUUGUGAGCGAGGUGGAAUAUAAGAAGGACCUGGAAAGUAGUAAAGGUCACAGUAUCAACUACUGUGAGACGCCUCAAUUCAGGAACGUGAGCAAGAUCUCAAAAUUCACCAGUGAUAAUAAAUAUAAAGAAAACUACCAGAACCACAUGAGAGGCCACUAUGAAGGAGUUGGUAUGGACAGACGGACCCUCCAUGCUAUGAAGGUUGGAAGCCUGGCAAGCAAUGUUGCCUACAAGGCUGAUUAUAAGCACGAUGUUGUGGACUACAACUACCCAGCCACUCUUACUCCUUCCUAUCAAACCACAGUGAGACUGGUUCCCUUGAAAGAUGUCAACUAUAGGCAAAGCAUCGACAAAUUGAAAUACAGCUCUGUGACCAACACCCCUCAAAUUGUCCAAGCCAAAAUCAAUGCCCAGCAACUGAGUCAUGUGAAUUACCGCGCUGACUAUGAGAAAAACAAGUUGAAUUACACACUGCCACAGGACAUACCUCAGCUGGUGAAGGCCAGAACCAAUGCUGAACUAUUCAGUGAGGUUAAGUACAGAGAAGGCUGGGACAAGGCCAAGGGGAAAGGAUUUGAGCUGAAACUGGAUGCUAUGUCUCUGCUGGCCGCCAAAGCCUCCGGAGAGCUUGCGAGCAAUAUUAAAUAUAAGGAAGAGUACGAAAAAUCAAAAGGCAAAGUCAUGGGCACUACGGACUCCAGGCUUCUGCACUCUCUGCAGGUUGCCAAGAUGAGCAGUGAGGUCGAAUACAAGAAAGGCUUUGAAGAGAGUAAGACCCGCUUCCACCUACCCAUGGACAUGGUACACAUCAAGCAUGCUAAGAAGGCCCAAGCUCUGGCCAGUGACCUGGACUACAGGAAAAAACUGCAUGAAUACACUGUGCUGCCUGAGGACAUGAAGACUCAGUGGGCCAAGAAAGCCUACGGGCUCCAGAGCGAGCUGCAGUACAAGGCCGACCUGGCGUGGAUGAAAGGAGUCGGGUGGCUGACGGAGGGGAGCCUCAAUUUGGAGCAGGCCAAGAAAGCGGGACAGCUGAUCAGCGAGAAAAACUACAGGCAGAGGGCGGACGAGCUCAAGUUCACCAGUGUGACCGACAGCUCCCAGAUGGCACACGCCAGGAAGAGCCAGGAGCUGCAGAGCGGAGUGGCCUACAAGGCAGGAAACGAGCAGUCCGUCCAUCAGUACAGCAUCAGCAAAGACGAGCCUCUCUUCUUACAGGCCCGAGCCAACGCUGCCAAUCUCAGUGAGAAACUGUAUAAGAGCAGCUGGGAAAACCAGAAGGCGAAAGGGUUUGAGCUACGUCUUGACUCCUUGGCCUUCCUGGCAGCCAAAGCCAACAGGGACCUGGCCAGCGAGGUGAAGUACAAGGAAGAUUAUGAGAGGUCCAGAGGGAAGCUGAUCGGGGCGAAGGAUGCCCAGGGGGAUUCACAAAUGAGUCACUCGCUGCAAAUGUCCAAGCUGCAGAGCGACCUGGAGUACAAGAAGGGGUUCGAGGACACCAGGUCCCAGUGCCACGUCUCCCUGGACAUGGUCCACCUCGUGCACGCCCGCAAGGCUCAGCAUCUAGCCACAGACAUAGGCUACAAGACAGCAUCUCAUCACUUUACCGCUUUGCCCACAGACAUGAGGGUGGAAUGGGCCAAGAAGGCGUACGGAUUACAGAGCGACAAGAAGUACCGUCAGCCUCCAGAUGCUUUGAAGUUUACCAGUAUUAAAGACACUCCGGAGAUGGUCCAGGCCAGAAUUAGUUAUACCCAAGCCGUGGAUAGGUUAUAUAAGGAACAAGGAGAAAACAUAAAGCACCAUUACACUCAGACAGCCGACCUCCCUGAAGUCCUCCUGGCCAAGCUGAAUGCCAUGAAUAUCAGUGAGACACGUUACAAGGAAUCCUGGAGCAAACUUCGAGACGGCGGAUAUAAAUUGAGACUGGAUGCCAUUCCAUUUCAGGCAGCGAAGGCUUCCGGCGAAAUCAUAAGUGACUACAAAUACAAAGAGGCAUUUGAGAAAAUGAAAGGGCAGAUGCUUGGCUCCCGGAGCUUGGAAGACGAUAUCAGCCUUGCACAUUCAGUGUAUGCGAACUCGCUGCAGAGCGAAGUGAAUUACAAGAAAGGCUUUGAACUCUCCAAGGCACACUUCCAUCUGCCAUUGGACAUGGUGACCCUGGUGCAUGCCAGGAAGGCUCAGAGCCUGGCCAGCGACCAGGACUACAGACACCCGCUCCCCCAGUACACUUCCUUGGCCGAAGACCUGAGGCUCAGCUGUGCCAAGAGAGCUCACAAGUUGCAGAGCGAGAAUUUGUACCGGUCAGACCUGAACUUCAUGCGAGGCGUUCCCUGUGUCAUUCCCGGCACGUUAGAGAUCGAAGGGAGAAAGAAGGCAUCUGAACUCAUCAGUGAGAGUAAAUACCGUCAGCAUCCCCAGUCAUUCAAGUACACAGCUGUGACAGACACCCCCAGCCUCCUUCAUGCAAAACUCAGCAACCAGAUUACCAAUGAGCGCCUCUAUAAAGCAGCCGGGGACGAGGAGAGGCACCGGUACACGAUGACCCUGGGUCUGCCUGAGUUCGCCCGAGCCAAAGCAAACGCGGCCAAUCUGAGUGACGCCAAAUACAAGGAGUCUUGGCGUAAUCUCCGUGCUCAAGGCUACAAGCUGACGAUAGACGCUCUUCCCUUCCAGGCUGCUCGCGUCUCUGGAGAUAUAGCCAGUGAUUUUCUCUACAGACAUGACUUUGUGAAGGAGCGAGGUAGGCUGAUCGGGACCCGGAGCGUGAGCGAGGACCCCCGGCUCCGGCACUGCUGGCGGGUGGGCCAGCUGCAGAGCGAGCUUCAGUACAGGCGGGGGGCGGCGGGCAGCCGAGCCCAGUGUCACCUGCCCAUGGACAUGGUGCACCUGGUCCACGCCAGGAAGGCCCAGGCCCUAGCCAGCGAUCACGACUACAGGACAUGGUGCCAUGAGUUCACGGCGCUGCCUGAGGACCUGAAGAUGUCCUGGGCCAAGAGAGCUCACGCCCUGCAGAGUGAGUUUCGCUACAAGUCAGACCUGAUGGGCAUGAAGGGGACGGGAUGGUUGACGCUGAGUUCCCCACAGCUAGAGUGUGCAAAGAAAGCCGGAGAACUCAUCAGCGAGACUAAAUACCGUAAGAAACCAGACAGUAUCAAGUUCACCACGGUGGUUGACUCUCCAGACCUGGUUCACGCCAAGAACAGCUACCUGCAUUGCAAUGAGCGCCUGUACAGGGCGGGCGACGCAGAGUCCCUGCACAGAUACACCCCGAUCCCCGACCACCCCGAUUUCACCAGAGCCCGCCUCAACGCACAGUGCCUGAGUGACAAAGCCUACAGAAACUCUUGGGAACAGACGCGGGCUGUCGGCUAUGACUUCAGGCUGGACGCCAUUCCAUUCCAGACUGCCCGGGCGUCCAGAGAGAUCGCCAGUGACUUCCGGUAUAAAGAGGCCUUCCUGAGAGACCGGGGCCAGCAGAUUAAAACAGAAAGGCCCAGGACGAACGGCGAUGAGGUGACAACGCCGGGCAAAACUCCAGAGACACCAGUACAGAAGGAUUACAAGAGUCGGUCUCAGUUCCACAGCCGCCCAGACCAGCUCGGCCUCCUCCAGGCCAGGAGGAGCCAGCAGCUGGAAGCUGAAGCGACGUGCUACAGGGUACUUCGCCCCAGCCCACUCAUAAUUCCCGAGCAGCUGGGCCUGAAGCAUGCGCAGAAGGCCCACCAGCUGCAAAGCGAUGUCAAGUACAAAUCAGACUUGAACCUGACCAGAGGUAUCGGCUGGACCCCUCCCGGCUCCUACAAAGUGGAGAUGGCCCGGCGCGCGGCAGAACUGGCCAAGGCGAGGGGCCUGGGUCUCCGGGGGGCUGACGGGGGACCAGAGGCUGUGGAGCCCGCGGAUAAUCAGAGGGGGGACGUGAACCCAGACGCCAUGGAGAUUCUGCACGUCAAAAGGAGGAGGGGUCUGCCCUUGUGA
This is a messenger RNA of Puma concolor (puma), 5079 nucleotides long. The record is from RefSeq and is a predicted model, not a curated record. NCBI's taxonomy places the organism in Eukaryota, Metazoa, Chordata, Mammalia, Carnivora, Felidae.